AAUCGCUACAGUACGUAGUAUUCAAAUUCAAGCUAGCUUAGCCAUCCAGCCAGGCAUCAGAAUAAGUCGAGUUAUUGUGCAGAUACAUGCCGAUCUUUGAUAUCCGGCUUAUGGGCAAUAUGCCCGCCAAUACCGCUGGUCUGUGGAAGCGUGUCACCUUCCUGCUGGCCCUACCGGCCAUCGUCCUGUGCGCCGCAAACGCCUUCACCGGACACAAGCACGUGGAGCGGGAGCCGUUCGCCAAGUACGAGUACCUGAGGCGGCGGACCAAACGAUUCCCAUGGGGAGAUGGCAAUCGCAGUUUGUUUCACAAUGCCGAGGUGAAUGCCCUGCCCGAGGGCUACGAGGAUGAGGUGGCUGAGGAGGAUUAAAAGCGCCUAUUAUUUUACUCUUUAACUUAGCUUACUACGAACUGAUGGUAAGAAGUUCCCACUAAAUGGAAUGCCACCUAGAUUUUUGGAUAAACUUUAUGAUGACCAACUGCGAUCGUUUGCCGAUUCCUUGUCCGUAAUAAAUUAAUCAUUGAGAUCUGAGUCAGUU
This is a messenger RNA of Drosophila melanogaster (fruit fly), 540 nucleotides long. RefSeq names its product cytochrome c oxidase subunit 6A-like (gene COX6AL). The record is from RefSeq and is marked reviewed. The transcript has a single exon. Bases 87 to 371 code for a protein of 94 amino acids. NCBI's taxonomy places the organism in Eukaryota, Metazoa, Arthropoda, Insecta, Diptera, Drosophilidae. Gene Ontology annotation, cellular component: mitochondrial inner membrane.